AGCGCGAGGGAGCGGGCGGCCCGCCUGCCAGCUAGCUAGCCGGAGCCCCGGGCGUGUGCCGCGAGUCGGGGUUGGGUUGAGGGACGCGGUGCGGGAGGCGCGUCCUCCGGCUCUGCCGCAGCGGCCCUCCGCGGCUCGAGUACCCCGCUUCCUUCCCUCUCUUCCCCAGCGCUCUGGUCUGGGGUCUCCGGGUAGGGAGCGGAGGGAAGGAACUAGAGAAGAGGAGGCGAAAGCGGAGCAAGGGGCAGAGACGGUCCCGGCGCGGGGCGUAGCGCGCGGUGCCUCUCGCUCUCCCGCCGCCGCCGCCGCCUCCUCUCCCGGGGCUCCCGCACUAUGCAGGCGGACAGCCGGCCGCCGAGAUGGGGAGCCGGGCGGCGGUGAGAGCCGGGCGCAGCCCUCCCCGUCUCCGAGUCCGGGCCGCGGCCGCCGCCCCCGCCCGGGCCGCGCUCCCCUUCUCCCGCCCUCGCCCUCCCCGCCCCAACUCCUCCUCCUCCUCCUUCCCCAUGCCUCUGUUCCUCCUGCUCUUACUUAUCCUGCUCCUGUUGCUCGAGGACGCCGGAGCCCAGCAAGGUGAUGGAUGUGGACAUACUGUACUAGGCCCUGAAAGUGGGACCCUCAUGUCCAUAAACUACCCACAGACCUAUCCCAACAGCACCGUUUGUGAAUGGGAGAUCCGUGUAAAGAUGGGAGAGAGAGUGCGCAUCAAAUUUGGUGACUUUGACAUUGAAGAUUCUGAUUCUUGUCAUUUUAAUUACUUGAGAAUUUAUAAUGGCAUUGGAGUUAGCAGAACUGAAAUAGGCAAAUACUGUGGUCUCGGGUUGCAGAUGAACCAUUCAAUUGAGUCAAAAAGCAAUGAAAUUACAGUGCUGUUCAUGAGUGGAAUCCAUGUUUCUGGACGAGGAUUUUUGGCCUCAUAUUCAGUUAUAGAUAAACAAGAUCUAAUUACUUGUUUAGACACUGUAUCCAGUUUUUUGGAACCUGAGUUCAGUAAGUACUGCCCAGCUGGUUGUUUGCUUCCUUUUGCUGAGAUCUCUGGAACAAUCCCUCAUGGAUACAGAGAUUCCUCACCAUUGUGCAUGGCUGGUGUGCACGCAGGAGUAGUGUCAAACAUUUUGGGUGGCCAAAUCAGUGUUGUAAUUAGUAAAGGUAUCCCGUAUUAUGAGAGUUCUUUGGCUAACAACGUCACAUCUGUGGUGGGACACUUAUCUACAAGUCUUUUUACAUUUAAGACAAGUGGCUGUUACGGCACACUGGGGAUGGAAUCCGGGGUCAUUGCCGAUGCGCAGAUAACAGCAUCGUCUGUGCUGGAGUGGACUGACCACACAGGGCGGGAGAACAGCUGGAAACCCGAGAAAGCCAGGCUGAAGCAACCCGGACCUCCUUGGGCUGCUUUUGCCACUGAUGAGUAUCAGUGGUUACAAAUAGAUCUGAAUAAAGAAAAGAAGAUAACAGGCAUCAUAACCACUGGCUCCACCAUGGUGGAACACAAUUACUAUGUGUCAGCCUACAGAAUUCUAUACAGCGAUGAUGGACAGAGAUGGACGGUGUACAGAGAGCCUGGCGUGGAGCAGGAUAAGAUAUUUCAAGGAAACAAAGAUUAUCACCAGGAUGUGCGUAAUAACUUUUUGCCACCAAUUAUUGCACGUUUUAUUAGAGUGAAUCCUACCCAAUGGCAGCAGAAAAUUGCCAUGAAAAUGGAACUUCUUGGAUGUCAGUUUAUUCCUAAAGGUCGUCCUCCAAAACUUACUCAAACUCCACCUCCUCGAAACAGCAAUGACCUCAGAAACACCACAACCCCUCCAAAAAUAGCCAAAGGUCGAGCCCCCAAAUUUACUCAGCCACUACAGCCUCGUAGUAGCAAUGAGUUUCCUGCACAGACGGAGCAAACAACUGCCACUCCUGAUAUCCGAAACACCACCGUGACUCCGAAUGUAACCAAAGAUGUCGCCUUGGCUGCGGUCCUGGUGCCGGUGCUCGUCAUGGUGCUUAGCACCCUUAUCCUCACAGUGGUGUGUGCCUGGCAUUGGAGGAGCAGAAAGAAAAAAACUGAAGGCACCUAUGACUUACCUUACUGGGAUCGGGCAGGUUGGUGGAAAGGAAUGAAGCAGUUUCUCCCUGCCAAAUCAGUGGAACAUGAAGAAACCCCAGUUCGCUACAGCAGCAGCGAAGUUAAUCACUUGAGUCCAAGAGAAGUCACCACAGUGCUGCAGACAGACUCUGCAGAGUAUGCACAGCCACUGGUGGGAGGAAUUGUUGGCACCCUUCAUCAGAGAUCUACCUUUAAACCAGAAGAAGGAAAAGAAGCGAGUUAUGCUGACUUAGAUCCUUACAACUCCCCGGUGCAAGAAGUUUACCACGCCUACGCUGAACCACUGCCAAUUACUGGGCCCGAAUAUGCAACCCCCAUCAUCAUGGAUAUGUCUGGACACCCCACGGCUUCAGUUGGGCUGACCUCGACGUCUACUUUCAAAGCUGCAGGGAACCAAGCUCCCCCAGUAGUAGGAGCAUAUAACACUCUCCUCUCCAGGACUGACAGCUGCUCCUCCGCCCGCGCCCAGUAUGACACCCCAAAAGGUGGGAAGCCAGGUCCAAGUGCCCCAGACGAACUGGUGUACCAGGUGCCACAGAGCACCCAGGAGGGAUCAGGAGCCGGGAGGGAUGGUGAAUGUGAUGUUUUUAAAGAAAUUCUUUGAAGGUGAUGCUGCUUUUCAUAAAGCAUCGUUUUAAAGCACAUGGCCUUUUUUGUGUGUUAGUGGUAGUAAUAUAUAGAAUGUAUUACGUAUCUGUCACAGAUGUGGUUGGGAAAAUGUGAUGACCGAGGUACAGGGAACUACUAAUCUUGCCAUCUUGCUUUACAAGUGUUAUUGUGGCAGUUACUGCUUGCCUGUUAAAUUUCAAACAUCCUCUUUGUUACUACUGUAAAACACUAUUUUUAAUACAGAAAAAGCUCCCUACUAUGCACUUCAAAGAAAUUUAAGAAUCACUGAGAGUAUUUAUUACCAAUGCUGCAGGUACAUUGAUGAACUCAAGAGAUGGCUGUGUAAGCCGGACUGGCAAUAACGCACGGUACUGUUCUUGAAAUGUCUAAUGGCUUGAAAUUUUGCUUUGUGAAAGGUGGGUACUAUCAGGAUUUCUUUCUGUUCUAUUUCUAUAUACCUUACGGUUUUUUGUGUUUUUUUUUUUCCAAAAAUUAGUGAUAUAAUCAUUGUUUUGAUGGUAGUCGUACACUCCUCUUUCCUUUGGAGGAUCUAUAGGUGGGAAACUGACUUGUAAUGGGCAAGGUGAUUGAUUCUUCACCUUCUGACACCUCAAGAGCUUUAACAUUUCAUGGUACGUGAGCUGGUUUCAGCCCUGCUUGCUCUGUCUGGGGCCAGCCCUAUUCUCGUGUUUUAAAAUGUUUGAGUUAUUUUAGCGAGUGAUGCUUGUUUCAUCAACCUCAUGAAUCCUCUAAUUUUACACAGCUAUAACAGAUUCUCUCCCUCCCUCCAAAUUUAUCUGCAAAGGGCGAGUUGUGAAAACUUAAGAGCAUCUAAGUGAACACCGUAAACGUGACCCCCUUAUAUUUAUUUACCACACUGAAAGGCAAAAAUCCUUUCUCAGCAAGGAUUUAACUUAAAAAAAAAAAAAAUUGCCCUCUUUGAUUUAAUAUACAGGGAUUUUCCUUUGAAUCCAAAGGUAUUUGGGGUCAGUAUUUUUAAUGAUCCACAGUAAAAUACUGAAAGAAAUAUAAAGCCCACAUGGAUUCCUCAGCUGUGUGUGACUGUGCCCUCAUCUGUAUGGGGGAAGGUGUGAACAGUCCUUUCCAGCAUACCUAGAGAACACAGGCUCUGGCAUGCGAGCCAGCAAAUAUUACAGCUUGUUUGUGAAAUUUCCAGGCAAUUUCUUUGUCACCAUUUGCCCAGGAGUAGUUUUAGAUGGGUGAAAUGAAAAGCAUCUGUAAUUUACCAGCCUCUAGUGUAAGAACCUUUCAAAGUCUUUGGCAAGAGAAGCUGGCCCUCAGGUUGAAACCUAAUUUGGCAUCUAGGCUUCUAUAAAUCCCAGUGUGUAGACUUAAUCUUGACAUGUAAUUUCCCAUCAGGAUCUAGACCUUUCUUUUGGCUCGUGCCACCAGAUUGUUUCCAGAAUUUGCUAGAGUUGAGGACCGUGUUCAUUCUGCUUGCUUCCUGAGGUAGAUGAGUAUUCUAAAGCAUUGCUUCAAAAAUCCAACUACGCUGCAGCCUCUCUGGUCUUAUGAUUUCUGUUGGUGUCAUUUGCUUUUGCUUUUCCAGACAACUUUGCAUGAUUUCAUUCAUUGAAAAAAACCAGUUCAUAUUGUUUCAAAUAUUUUGAAACAAAAAGCACAGAUGUUGAACUUUUUAUUAAGACACAAAUGUGUAAAGCACAUGUAUUACUGCAGUUAUCCCCUUUCGGGGGGGGGGGGAGAGUAAACCAAUUUAUUUUUUAUUCACCCAAUCAUAGGCCUGUUCUAGAAGCUUUAAGAGAAACUGUUUCAUCUUCCCAAAGAUGCUUGUUCUUUUUAUUUAAUGUUGUGUACGGGAUUUUCCCACAGAACUUUUGAGAGGCAAAUGUUUUCUUAAAUGAUGCAUGUUUUUUUUUUGCCACUGUGCUGUGCUUGAACUACCAGUGAUUUUUACAAAAGUUUUUACUGCUUUUAUAAAUAUAUUUUACUUUCCAAAUGAAGAGCUGAGCCUGACUCAAAGAGUUCUGAUAUUGUACUUUGAGUUCGUUUGUUUUCACAUUAGAGUUUUUCUUUUGGGUUUUGUAACCCCAUUUCUAUGUCUGAUACCUAUCUCUACAGCUUUGGAGACAAUCAAGUAACAACUGAAAAUGUGAAAGUAACCUUUUUUUUGUUUUUUCAAAAUUCCCUUGAAUUUUUAUUCUUUGCUUGAAACAUUUAAAAAAGACACGUAAGUCACUCUGUUUUUUUGGAUGAAUUUUUUUCCUGUUAGCACAAUCGUCAGACAAUGGUACAGCACGUGUGGCCCUUCCAGGUUUCCUAAAAUCACACUGACUUCUGACACGUGGUCUUCGGAACCAGCACUGUUCAAGAUAUUGUGAAUGCUGAUUUGUAUUGUAUUAAAAGCUGUAACACUAAAUAGAUCCUCUUGUAUAUGCGGGGUCUAGUUCAGUUAUUUAAAUUCAUGUUUCACUAUUUGCACUUUGCAUUGAAUGGGUUUAUCCGCUGAUGAAGUGGUUUGUGUAGAGAAUUUAUACAGCAGUUGGAAUUACGGUGUCAUGUAUACUCUUGCCCUCCGAUGCCCCAGCAGAAAAUGCACUCAUCUAAGCAUGAAUGUGGCCAUAAUUCUUUGGAAAGUGAGAAAGCUUGGAACUUCCUUGCCUUGGCUCCACCUGGUCACCUGGAGAGUGAAAGGGCUAUGGAAAUGCCAUGUCAGACGAUAAGACGCAUUGUGGGCCAAAAACUUGUCACACUCUUUUAAGAGAAAUCAAUUAAGCUCUACCUUUAAAAAAUUGCCUAUUAGUUCUGCCUUUCUGUUCUGAACUUGAAGUCCCUAAACUGCAAAAUUAAGAGUUGGAUGGUUAUUAAAAUACUUUCAACUGUGGCACCAAUUAUUUGCUCCAAUUUGUGACUUUUUUUUUUUUUUUUGCACUGGGAAAGGUAGAAACCAAACAGAAUACUGAAAUACAUAUUGGAAAAUAAAAAUGGUUUGUCAGUGAUUCUCCCAGAAUGUACUUUUCUUACCUCGGCAUGUACUGUAGUCACUCAGUAUUUGUAUAUGUUGCUAGGAUUUAGAUUGUAUAAAUAGUGAAAUUUUAAUGUGUUCUUGUGUUUUUAAUAAAUUGUAUAUAUAUGUGU
Molecule: messenger RNA, 5815 nt
Organism: Felis catus (domestic cat)
Lineage: Eukaryota; Metazoa; Chordata; Mammalia; Carnivora; Felidae
Gene: DCBLD2
Product: discoidin, CUB and LCCL domain containing 2
Exons: 16
Coding region: 360-2693 (777 amino acids)
Source: RefSeq, a predicted model, not a curated record